Xylaria bambusicola is the source of this 1011-nucleotide messenger RNA. RefSeq lists its product as uncharacterized. The record is from RefSeq and is a predicted model, not a curated record. The coding region runs from base 1 to 1011 and encodes 336 amino acids. Lineage: Eukaryota; Fungi; Ascomycota; Sordariomycetes; Xylariales; Xylariaceae. The transcript has a single exon.
AUGAUGUGGACCACCGCCGCCGUUAUGUCCCUGCUUGCCGGGUAUGUGUAUGGUGCUCCAAGCACUAUCGUCGUGAGAGAGGUCGUGGGUUCAAGCCGGGUAUCGUUGGAGAGUCGAAUGGAGGAUGCAGCAUAUGGAAUGUUAGAGAGGAGGCAAAGCAACAUGACUACUGGAUCCGUCAACAUGACACAAUGGGACGCCGAGACUGUGGCUGCCUGCACGGAUACACUCUCAACUCUCUCUGCUGCUAGCAAUCCCUCUGGCAUGGCAGUUUGCUACAACUUGGUCCAGUUAGAUACGAACCUAGGAGAAUUCAUGGCCGACUUGCGACUUUUCGAAGUAUCGGCGCCGACUGGCAAUUGGGAAGGGAUCCCUUUGCAGCAGAUGUCAGGCGGUAUCAGAUUCAGUGGAGCCACCGCUUCCGAGAUCAAUGGACAAAAAGUGUCGGGCCGUAGCAUGGGGAAUGACGAUCUUCCUAAGCGUCAGAACGCGAGUCCUACUCUCCAGCGGACGUAUAUGAUUGUUGGAAAGAUUAACCAGGAUCAGAUGAUCCCGCCCAUGACAAUGUAUGGCUGUCCAAUUUCUCUUCCUUUAGCCUCCUUCGUCCUUACUAAUGUUGCCAUCAGACAAAAAAUAGAACCAUUAAUCAUGCCAAUCUUCACGCUCACAGCCACAGAUGCCACAGGCAGAACCAUCAGCGCCAACGUCUCUUCCAACGAAGCGGCGUUCGUCAAUGGCAUUUUCUCCAAGGAAGUCGUCCAAUCGCGAUUCGGCCAAGCCAGCCUCGCGCAACAGAAGAUCACACAGGAAAUGGAGGCUGGCAGCGUUCCCUUCGUCCUGCCUGGCGUCAACAUCCUGAUUUUCCCAAUCGGCUUGGUAGUAUCGGGUGUCUGGCUCCUGCUAGGAAUAGGCGCGUACGGCUACGGCACUUACGAACGGUAUAAUUACCGCGAGACAUAUCGCAGGAGGAAGGCCAUGUCGGGAGGCAAGGCGUACGCUUCGAGGAUAUAG